CGUGUCAGUUGCUAAUCCCAAAAUCUAGCAAAGACUCGGUCCGUGGUCACAAAAAUGCUAGAGCCAUCAGAUGAUCUAAAGAACACACACACUAUUAGCAAUAAAUGGGUACGCAAGCCCGAGGAGGUACACCUGCAGUCCCUGCAGCACGUUUGCAUGCUCACAACUGAACUACACGCCCACACACUACAAAUCGACUACAGCAGCAGCAUCACCCCCCUUGUCCCGCAUUUAACCAAAAUGAAUAUAGUAGGCGGGUGGUGUCCCAAGGUGCAACUCACCGCCGCGCUGGCUCAGCGUGGCAGUGAGGAAGCACAGACGGUGGCAGUGGCGAGAGGCAAGAACCGAGCUCUGCAGAGAUGGAUUGAUGCGAGGAAAUUCGCCGCUCGGAAAAUACGGAAGAAAGCACACCCGCAACGCGAGGUGGACCGAGAGAGACACGAGACCGCAGCGGCCGUCAAGGCGGCUGCGAAGAAGAAGGCACGAGAGGGCGACCUAUCGUUCGGCACGUUCAACGUACGCACGCUCGCCUACAGCGGUAGGAACCCCAUCGGUCACAACGUGAUGACGGUCAUGCAGAUUUGUUCCGCGACCGGCUGUGAUGUGAUAGGACUUCAGGAGACCCGACGAGAGGGGCAAGGUUCAAUUGCACACGACGGGUACGUGAUCAUCUGGAGUGGCGCCCGUGCUGGCACCAAGGACAAGAGGGGCGUACACGGUGUGGGCAUAGCGAUCAAGGAGACCAUGUGGGAGAGUGUGGGCGAGGAAGGUAGGAAGGUGGAGUGCAUUGGUCCGAGGCUGAUGAAGGUGCGUUUACGAAUUGGCCGCACCUGCGGAAUAACUUUCGUGGUGAGGUACGCCCCCACGGAAACUGUCCGCACCACCGCGGGCGGUGAUAUUAACGCCAAGGACUCCUUCUGGACUGCUCUCGACGCAGUGAUCCGGGAGGUUCACAGCCAUGACCAUCUCGUGGUGCUAAUGGACGCCAACGCACGCACUGGUAGGAGGCGAGACGGGUGCUGCGAUGCCAAGAUUAUGGGCGUGUACGGACGCGACAUUAUGAACAACAACGGGGAACGACUCCUUGGACUGGCAUCAAACAAUCAACUCUCCCUGACCAAUACCUACUUCCGAACACCGUAA
This is a messenger RNA of Ectocarpus sp. CCAP 1310/34, 1143 nucleotides long. Lineage: Eukaryota; Phaeophyceae; Ectocarpales; Ectocarpaceae. The record is from the annotation of a GenBank genome assembly.